UGAAACUGAGAUUUUGGAUAUUGCUUUGACUUUGAAGCAUGCGCAAUCCAUGCUGAAAAAUGGUUGACACUUGACAUUCUGUUUGUGGAUGUUGGAGUGUUCAGUACAUUGAUAAGUGUAGUGAACGUAGAUGUGUGAGAGUGUGUCAAAAUGUUCGGAAAUCAUUUUUCUGUGCAGUGAUUAAUCGGAAUAUUUACAUUCGUGUGAAGUGUGUUAGGUGUUGUGCUUUGUGUUUGAAUCUACUUAGUUUGACAGUAGGGAAGAAGUUGGAAGUUGAAGAUGAGUGCGUCUGUGAGCAGCAGUGGCAUAAUUUCGACCACCUUAGCAGGGGUUGCGGCCAACUCUAAUAUGACCACAACUGUGGCUUCACUUCUGUCCCCCACCACCACUACUGUAGCCCCUAGUUCUGUUAUACUUGAUCAUGGGGAAGUUUCACCUAUUUUCUUGCAAACAAAGGCUGCACAAGGCAUUGCUGGAGCGUUUGUAUGGGUUGCACUGUUCCUGACAUGCCAACAGAACUUGAGUUCUGAAUUCUUGAACUUGGUCACCAGUCCUGAUCGGGGAACCUUUCUACGUGCUUAG
This is a messenger RNA of Gryllus bimaculatus (two-spotted cricket), 582 nucleotides long. The record is from the annotation of a GenBank genome assembly. NCBI's taxonomy places the organism in Eukaryota, Metazoa, Arthropoda, Insecta, Orthoptera, Gryllidae.